CCCUAAGCUUCCGAGUUGGUCGCCGAUGGGAAGCACACACACAGACAGCGCGGCGCUGCUGCUUCCUGUGCUCUGACUAAGGGUGAAGGCUCUCAAGCGAGUUUCGGCCGAGUACAACGCAACAAGUCGACUCCCACCAACGCUUCACGGUGGGCAGGAAUGCAUCGCACGAAGGACCACAUCACGUCCACGUGCAGGUGGUUGUAUCAUGCCAGGGUGCAACGUUUCAAUGGAUCCUUCCCUGCAUUUCAGUGCCCGAGUGUCAUAUAUCGGAAUGGGUGAGUGAUUAAUUCGUCGCCAGCUGCUCGGCUCAUUCUGCAGCGGUAAGUAAGUGCUCAGCGAAGGAAGGUACAUCCGGGCAUUCUAUAUGCACGCAUCUCUUUCGCUGGUCUGCAGGCGUUGGCGACGCGAGUUUAGCUCUGCAAUGCAAUCCAACCCACCGUCUGCCAGCUCGUCGGUGCCACCCCCUCGCCCUCCCCCUCCCCCUCCCCCUCCCCUAGCGCUCCCCAACAACCCCCGCCCUGCGACGCGGCCCUUAGCGCUCCACCGGUCGGUGUAUGUGUGGGAGGAUGAGUGCGACGAGAUGGUGCAGCCGGCAUCGCACACACAGCCAGUGCCGCCACAGCUACAGUACAGACCGCCCCGACCUCACCGCUCUGCAGAGGCCCACGGGGAACGACGCGAUCUAGAUGAACUCAUGAGAAGGUGCGCCUACUCUCUCGCUCUCUCUCUCUCUCUCUCUCUCUCUCUCUGUCCACACACACACACACACACACGUACAUCCAAGGCAACACAACACAUGGAUGGAUGGAUGAUGGAUGCCUUCCGUGUUUUGUUGUUCCUUUGGCAGUUUGGACGAGCUGGACGGCGGCCAGCCUUUCGGUGCGCCUGCAGCCCCCCUGCCGUUCAUGAGUGAGCAGAUGAUGACGGUGAAGUUGGAGGCCUCAGCUGGCGUGACCAGCCCCCCCUACUCCCAAUGGCUGCUCCCGCGAAUCGACGAGGAGCCGCCACACCUGCCGCCACACCUGCCAUUCCACCCACAUCAGCACGCGGCUGCAAACGGCGGAGCGCAGCUUGAACCCCCACAUGAGCAGCCUGCCGCUGCAGCCGCUGCUGGGAGUGACAUGGUGGUGGAUGGGCCACUGGAGGGCCAGAAGCAGCACCCGGCCGCAUCUCGCGACACUCUCAUCCUCAAGUCGGCUGGCUGUUUCGAAGUCAAGAGGUCGGUGACUGCACAGCCACAGCCGUCCAGCGCAGACGACGGGUCGCGCAGUGCAGCGGAUAAGGCGGGUCCGGGUGAUGGGGGAGAUAGCGGGGCAGUGGGGGAGGUGGCGAGGUUUGUGGAUGCGGCCGGCCGUUCGGUGGACCCAGGCAUCGAGGACGUGUACGUGCCUCUGGUGCCCAUGACCUCCCCAGCAGACGACAGCCAUGCCAACACCGACCGUGGGGAGCGGCGUGAGGCGAGCGGGCACUACCUGUUCUGCAAGGAGUAUCAGCAGGGGUGUGAGGGCUGCCCGGGAUGCUACCUAGCACCCGGAGUGGGCGUAGGCGUGGGUGUGGAUGUGGGAGCCGCCCACCCCCCCUACUGUCCAUACCCAUCAGUCAAUAGCGAGAAGUCCCUCCCGUUGCUCAACCCACUGGUGGCACAUCGGCUGUGGGCAGGGCCGGGGGGCGAGGGCGACGUCAGCUCAUCCGACGAAGGCCGCAAGGACUCAGACAUGCCGCCCCCCAGCCUCCUGCACGUGUGCCGCAACUUCCAGCAGCCCCCUCCACUCGCACACCCACAUGGGCAUGCCCCCCGGAAGCACAAGGCCCGUUCCAAGAGCGGCAAGCCGAAGGUCAAGCGCGAGAUGGAGCUGGAGGACCCCGUAGAGAUCAGUGGCGAUCUGAUCGAGGCCAAGGCGCGUCAUGCAGCAGAAAUGGCCCGGCGGCUGCAGGCGAGAGAGCACGACGAGAGUGCCCUUCUGAUGGGUGCUGUCAAGGAGGAGGCAGUAGAGGGGGCGAUGGGUGAUAAGGGCAGGGCUGGGCAGCGCACACGGCGCAAGAGUAAGAGGGCAGUGGCCGAGGGGGACGAGUGGGCGGUGGAGGGAGGAGGACCAAACGCCAUACAGCAGGUCAGCGAUCACCCACAGGCAAACGAAAGGAAACACAGCCAGAUGGAUGCACAUGUGUGUAUGUGUGUUUGUGUGUGUUUGUCGCCUGUUCAGAUGUAUCAUUCCCUGGGUCUGCACCGCAGCGAGACCACCGACACCUCUGCAGACCCUCUAGCCGACCACCAUCAGCAGCAGGUGAUAGCCUACGGCCGUCCCCCCCAGCCCCAUGACCCCGCCGGCUGGCUGGCCGAGGGGGGCUGGGACGGCGGACCAGGGCUGGCCUACGGCCGAAACCGUUGGGGACUGGGAAAGGCCAGCAACAGUCUGUGUGGCGUGGGUGGGGGGGGCAAGGAUCCCUUCCGCACGGACAGUGAGGGUGCAUUGGUGCAGAAGAAGCCGAAGAAGCCGCGGGCCAAGAUGAGCAGGGACGCAUCGGGCAUGAGAUUCCAACUCGGUGGGUGAUUGUUGCAAGGGGAAAGAAAGGCUCCUGCUGGAGGGUCGUGGGUAGGGGGGGUGCGAUGGGUGUCUGGUGUCUGGUGUGUUGUGUUGGCACCAGGUGAGGCUGGUAGGAACGAGCUCAAGAGGAGGAUUAGCCAGAAACUCAAGGAGGAACCCCACUGGAAGGCUAUCAUGUGAGCUGAGCGUAUUACAUGGCCGCACUGCAGCCAUGACACACAGACAAAAGGACAAUACUCAUCCCGCUCUGUCUAUGCCCGUGCGUGUGUGCGUGUUCAGUCCGACGGGUCAGAUCAAGUUGGCGACCAUCACCAAACUGCUAGAAAUGGCUGAGGUGGGGAGGGAUGGACCACACACAAAGAAAACCACACUCAGACAGACAGACAGACAGAUGCUUUGCGUUGCGGUGCAUGGCUGCAUUCAUUCUUCAUGCAUAUAUCUACUCAUCCACUCAUCCCCCCCUGCAUACUGAUCAGACGUUGGGUUUGACUGGUGAGGUGCAUCGCAUCUACUCGCGGCGCUGCAGGGAGACACAAGGACCCCCGCAGCCACCCAAGCCGCGCAGGCAAGGACUCCAACCACACGCACCGCCCAGACAGACGCACGGCCCUCACCGGCCACUUCUGUCUGAUGGAUGACACACGCACAUUUGCUCUGCAGGUCCAGUAGGGACCGUGUGAAGUCCCCGUUGCUGCCGAGCAGCCAGGCGGCCCUGCAUCCCCUGCACCCCCUGGUGUCGCUCCUCCAGUGUGACGACAACAUAUCCGAUGACACCUCACAGCCGUCCAUCGCCACCACCCUCCCCAAGCGACGCAAAUUCGACAUUACCGAGUGCAUGGCCGCUGACAUGGGCGAUGAGAUGGACGAACUGCAGCAGCCCAUGGGUGGGGGGAAGGAGACGGCCGGGGCGGCACACAGCCAAUUCCACUCCGCCAGCAAGGUGAGACUCAUCAACGGGGGGGGAGGCGCUGAUUGAUUGAUGGACUGACUGAUGCACUGUUUGGUGUAGGAUGAGGAGGAUCCAUAUGGUGCGUACUACGCUGCCGGUGCCGCUGCAGCGGCUGCCGCAUGUGGGGUGGCGCCGCCCCCCAUGCCCCAGCCCAUCCACCCCGACCCACGGCCGCUGAUCUUCAUCCCUCGGCGCAAGGACGUGGGCGGCACCAACAUAGACCAUGAUGCCAAGGAGGGGACGGACAGCCACCAGCCACAGACAGCAGCGGCACCAGCAGCAGCAGCAGCGGCAGCUGAUGGUGGUGGUGGUGGCGAUGGGGGCGGCAUGUGUGAUGGGGAUGGUGAGGGGAUGGAGACGGCAGACGACCAUGACAGCCACGGUGUGCCUGCAGAGCCGGCGGGGCCGCCCCCUGGGCUCUCGCAGGAGGGGAAGCAGUAGGCGGGCCGACAAGCGUCUCUCAUGUACAGACAGACAGACAGGUGCGGAGGGCGGAUGGCACUGGGUGGGACGGUGUGGGUCACUGAGAGACCUCUUGUGUGUGUCCCUUUCUUUGUGCAGGUGUGUGUGGGAGGGGCAGACCAAUCGUCUCUCUUGUCUCUGGGUGGAAUGAAUGAAUGGCUGCUGCAUGGUGGAUGAAUGGAUGGAUGAAUGAAUGAAUGAAUGAAUGGAUGGGUGGGUGGAUGGAUGGAUGGAUCAAGAAGGAGAGGAGUGCCGGUCUGUCUGGCUGUCUGGCUGGCUGUCUGUCCAUACAUGUGUGUGUGUGGAUGUGUGUCUGUGUGGUGGCUGUUUGACAUAGCGAGAGGUAGACAAGACUCACUCAGGCCACGCACCACAAUGAAUCCAUUAGCAGCAAAAACGGAAAACACCAAACUGAGGGAAUGUUUCUUGGCAUGCUGUCGUGGCGAUGCAAAACUUGC
Molecule: messenger RNA, 4418 nt
Organism: Vitrella brassicaformis
Lineage: Eukaryota; Vitrellaceae
Source: the annotation of a GenBank genome assembly